AUGUCUUAUUUGCCCCCUCUUUCAUACUAUCCAGGGCUUGCUCAUUCAUGGGAUCCGACCAUGGCAUUUACCGAAGAACUGAAUAGGGAAUCAAACAACAAAUGGAAAGACAAGUUUGAUCAACUAGUUCAAUCAGAGCAUGAAAAAGAAAUUAAAUAAAAUUCAAAAACUUCAAAAUGUAAAACUUCCCAAGACCAAUAAAUAAAAUCAAAGAUAUCGAAGACAAGAUCAAGAGUGAAAUGGACGAUAUAGAGAAGAAUACCCAUCAUCUUAUGAAUCAACAAGCAUUAGCGAAUGAAAAUGCUAUGCUCAGAAGCAGGCUUAAGAAAGCGGGAGUUGAUCGGAUUCACAGAGAGAACCAAAAUAUUUACGACAGUGCUCACCUGACUUUAGAAAAUAGAGCACAUGCUUAUCAUCACGGAUAUUAUCAUCCUCAUAACCAUUGGUACCCAUCGUACGUAGAACCUCCACCUGUAAUUGAAAAAGAAGUAAUAGUCAAAAAGAGUUCUUGCAAAAAGAAACAUCACUGAAAAUCUCCGAAUUUGAGAUACUCGAGAGUUAAUGAACUGUUAACCUCUCCUCGAAAGCCAAGAGGGUUUUCGAUCCAGAGAGCAUCAGAUUAUGGAGUCUUGAAUAGAUACAAAACUAUUUACGAUGCAAUAAAUGGAACUCCAGUCAAACAUAGGAGUAAACCAAGAGAUUACUAUGAUGUUUAGAUUUCUUAUAUAUAUUCAUUCAAUUUAUCA
Messenger RNA from Moneuplotes crassus, 746 nucleotides. Lineage: Eukaryota; Ciliophora; Spirotrichea; Euplotida; Euplotidae. The record is from the annotation of a GenBank genome assembly.